Molecule: messenger RNA, 582 nt
Organism: Hansenula anomala
Lineage: Eukaryota; Fungi; Ascomycota; Saccharomycetes; Phaffomycetales; Wickerhamomycetaceae
Gene: CDC42
Product: Rho family GTPase CDC42
Exons: 2
Coding region: 1-582 (193 amino acids)
Biological process (GO): small GTPase-mediated signal transduction
Molecular function (GO): GTPase activity; GTP binding
Source: RefSeq, a predicted model, not a curated record
AUGCAAACAAUUAAGUGUGUUGUUGUUGGUGAUGGUGCUGUUGGUAAAACAUGUCUUUUAAUAUCAUACACCACAAAUAAAUUUCCCGCAGAUUAUGUUCCUACGGUGUUCGAUAACUAUGCUGUCACCGUGAUGAUUGGUGAUGAACCAUAUACAUUUGGUCUUUUCGAUACAGCUGGUCAAGAAGAUUAUGAUCGUUUACGUCCAUUAAGUUAUCCUUCAACAGAUGUAUUUUUAGUUUGUUUUUCAAUCACUUCACCUGCAUCUUUUGAGAAUGUUAGAGAAAAAUGGUUCCCAGAAAUCCAUCAUCACGCUCCAGGUGUUCCUGCAAUUAUAGUUGGUACUCAAGUAGAUCUUAGAGAUGAUCAAAUUAUAAUUGAAAGAUUAAGAAGACAAGGUGCUGCACCAAUCAAACCUGAAGAAGGUGAAAAAUUGGCCAAACAAUUAGGUGCUGUGAAAUAUGUUGAAUGUUCCGCUUUAACUCAAAGAGGUUUAAAGAAUGUAUUUGAUGAAGCUAUUGUCGCUGCACUAGAACCAGAGUCUGUAGCUCCAAAAAGAAAGAAGAAAUGUGUCAUUUUAUAA